Molecule: messenger RNA, 2307 nt
Organism: Diutina rugosa
Lineage: Eukaryota; Fungi; Ascomycota; Pichiomycetes; Serinales; Debaryomycetaceae
Gene: RTT101
Product: cullin
Exons: 1
Coding region: 1-2307 (768 amino acids)
Biological process (GO): SCF-dependent proteasomal ubiquitin-dependent protein catabolic process; protein ubiquitination
Cellular component (GO): SCF ubiquitin ligase complex
Molecular function (GO): ubiquitin protein ligase binding
Source: RefSeq, a predicted model, not a curated record
AUGGACCCGUCGCCGCUGCUGGCGCUGGCGCUGCCGGCGCCCCCGCCGCGACGAGCGACGCUGCUGCCGUCGUCAGGCCCCCGGCGCCUGCUCAAGCGCCACAAGGCCCUCGGCACCGCGACCAGCGCCGCCGCCAUCGCCGCCGCCCGCGCCGUUGUCGCCGCCGCCGUCGCCACCAUCGUCGCCGGGGCGCCGCUCGCGACCAGCUACAGCGACGCCUACGCCCACACCGAGCGCCUUUGCCGGAGCAAACACCAGGAAAUGCUGCAAUUGGCCGACGCCGUCCUCGCGGAGAUCGGCGCCGGGUUCGCCGCCGAGUGGCAGCCGCAAUUGCGCCGCCUGGUGACGACGGCCGGAGGCGCCGCGGAAUUUAUCACGGUGUUAUCUCGGUGGCAGGCGAUAUCUGAAACGCUCCUGAAGGUGCUUUUGCCGCUCGACCGCGGCUACUUGCGCCACCACCUGACGAAACCGAGCAUUCGGCGCCGGUGUAUGAUGCUUGUGGUCGAGGAAAUUAAGGAGCACACCGCGGUGUUGAACCAGUGGCACUUGGAGAUGGUGAUGGUGAAACAACCGGUGACCCUGGCGGCGAUGUCGCAGUUAGUGUUUCAAGUUUCGGAAGCGCUCCCCGAAGCCAAACUCCGCACCAGCGUGCUCGAGCGGCUUGCCCUCGUCUAUACUGAACGCGGCUCCCAGUGGCUUACCACCGAGCCAAACUACGUGGCGCGCUGCCUUUCGGAGAUUGCUUCCGAAAUCAGCUACUGGCAGCGGUGUGGCUAUCCUCAGUCGUUUGUCAAUGACUUACGCAAGCGGCUCAAAUGGGCGGUGGUAUUCUCCCACUUUGACGCCGUCGCCGCCGCUGCCCUCCCGCAAUUGUUGGCGCCCGGCGCCGCCGCCAGCACCCUCAUUAAAGCGCUCGUCGCCAUGUGUCGCGCUGCCAGCGACGACUACGGCUACGACGCCGUCGCCGCCCUCCGCCACCAGGCGCAACUGUUUUUGACGCGACAAUUCGAUGACGUUAUCGCUACCCACACCCGCCGCAAACGGUUUGUUUCAGACCUUGUUUCAGCUUACCACCAGUGGCGCCACCGGUUUGCUGCAUUUACCGACGCCGAACCGCGAUUAGAGUACGCAUGGCGCCAGCUGUUUACCCAGGCGGUCAACGGGCUGGCUUAUGUCAGCAAGCACGUCGCCCUCCACCUUUGUCGCCACUGUGACACGUGGUUUAAACACCACCCGACGCUGUGGGCCGAGUUCAAACGCGAGGUGUUGGUGGUGUUUGAGGCGCUCAACGCCAAGCUGGCGUUUGUCGCUAGUUACCGCCAGUUUGUGGCGAAACGGUUGUUACUGGUCGACGGGGUGGGACCCGAUUACGUAAGCGAAGAGCGCGGCGUCGUCGACGGGUUCGCCGGCGUCAUCGGCGACGACGACGCUAAUAUCGUCGCUAUCCGCCGCAUGGUGACCGAUUGGGCCACGUCACGCGACCAGUACUCCCACCUCUACGCUAACGACGAUGACGUUAACCCCGAUAAUAUUGACGUCAACGUGCUUGUGCUUCGCCACGACGACUGGCGCGACGUGCCGAAACCCGCGGGAACCCCUGCGUUGGUGGUGCCACCCGUGUUUCAAAAAUUGGUCCACCGGUUCGCCCAAGACUACGCCUCCACCUCCCAGCGCCACCAGCGCCAGCGGCUCGAUUGGACCAACUGGUGGACGCACAAGGUGACGCUCGCCGUAGCGUUUGACCGCGGCACCCGCGAAGUGCAGGGGAACAUGGUCCACGCCAGCGUGGUGGCGCUCCUCUGCGCCGGCGGCGACCCCCAGCCGCAGUAUACUGAGGCGGAAUUGACUACCAAAUUGGGGGUGGAGGCGGCGACGACGGAGCGCAUUGUCUCGCCGUUAGUGGACAAAGGGCUUAUAGUUUGUGACCCCACCACCCAGUUGUUGCGGUGGAAUUUUGCGUUCGACGAUGGUUCCGAUAAGAAGAUUAAACUUAGUGUGGGUAAGGAUAAGGCGCUGGCGGCGCUGGCGCUGGCGACGCCCUCGGAAGCUGUUGCCGACGCCGCUAAUGCCGACGCGGCGGAGUUGGCGGCGCGGCGCCACCAGUUGCAGUGUCAGUGCGUGCUUAUGCGGGUGAUGAAACAGGAGCACCGUUUGGGGUAUGCUCAGUUGAUGCACCGGUGUCUCGACUAUUUCGAAGCGCAAGGCCAGCUGGUGUCGCCGCGCCAGCUUAAACGCGAAAUGGACGCCUUGCUCGCCGCCGACGACCUCAAACGGCUCGACAACGGCGACAUUGAGUACGUGCCGUGA